Molecule: messenger RNA, 2118 nt
Organism: Vitrella brassicaformis
Lineage: Eukaryota; Vitrellaceae
Source: the annotation of a GenBank genome assembly
CUCCUUUCCCCUUCCACCUUGGCCUUGCGAAGGAGCCUCAGCUCUCUCCAUCAAUCGGUUUGGUAAUGAAGAUCUUCCCGCUACUUGUCGUCAUCUCCUCUGCGGCUCAUCUCGCCCUCAGCGAGCGUCAAGUGGUGUCCAUCAACGACAGAACCUUCUCCAUCUACUGGCCGACGCCAAACAAUGCCACUCAUGCCGGCGACGGGAGCUGCACCAUCCUGCUCGGGCUUCACGGUCUCGGCGACAAUGCCGACAGCUUCUGUGCGUGGACAGCGUUCAAGGAGUACGCUGAGAGGGACGGGGUGGUGCUGGUGUGCCCGCAGGGGCUGCCUGGGUGGCUCGGAGAGGUCAGUCAGCGAGGGCAUCAAGCUUACCAGGGGGUCUGGUCUUAAGAAGCUGAGUGCACUCCCUCACUCAUCUGUGGUGUGCGUGUUUGGUUUGUGCGUUCCAUUUGUGCAGGCGGCGUGGAAUGCGGGCAGCUGCUGCACGUUCAGUGGUGUGGAUGACGUGAGCUUUAUCGAUAGUGUCGUGUCGAGCGUCAGGGGAUAUCUCCAGCAGAGGAACCAGCAGUGUGUCAGCCAGUCGAUCCUCCUCGCCGGCUUCUCAAAUGGCGCCAUGAUGGCAGGUACGGUGCGCAUCACCCACACGGUGCUUUCAUUCACUCAUUCAUUCGCUGUGUGCCUCGUUUGGUCAGAGGCGUAUGCGUGUGAGAGGCCGACCGACGUCAAGGGCGUUGUGUCUGUGGCUGGUGUGGUGGCCUUGCUGCCCAUUGGAGGUGGAUUGGACUCGUGCGACAGGGACUUCGCCGCCCGGGCAGGCCGCAGUGUGGCCGUCCUGGGGGUACACGGCACUAAGGACUGGCGGGUGCCCAUGAACGGGUGGGGGAGCUGGCACUCAUACAAUGCACAACCAGCCAGCCACAGCACUCACCAGAUCUCUCUCUGUAUUCCCUUGGCAGUGACCCCAUUGUGGGCUUUCCCCCCGUCCGUGAGGACCUGCAGCGAUGGGCCCAGCGAGGCAAGUGUCUCACCACCGGCCCCUCAGACCCGUCGCAAUUCCGCCGGGGCCGUUUCAGCAAUGAGAUCAUUUGCGCCACCGAGCUGGGCGAGUCGAGCGUCGAGCUGGUCGUGCGUGAGGACGGCACACACGCAUGGUUCGAGGAGACAGAGUUCGACACGAGCGAGUACGCGUGGAGCUUCAUGAUGCGGGCGGCCAAUGUCACUGAGCAGCCAGGGGUGCGGGGCCGGCCAUUGCUGGACGGGCAGUUGCGAAGUCAGAGGGUGCGUGCGUCUGAGAAGGCGUCUGAGGGGAUGAGGCGGUUCAGAGAGGCACACGUACAGCCUGAACCUUUUCUCUUCGUGUGAUCGAUGGGAUGCGUUGGUAGCCAGCCAUGAGUGCGGCUCCACCUUGAUCAAUUUUGAGCUGGCUCUCGAGGGGUCUGUCCGCCCUACCGACGCACAGACCCCUCGAGAACUCUCUCAAUUAUCGGUCAAGGUGGAGCACGCCGCAAUUCUCGCUUCUCGAUUGGUAUCUAUCAGUGCGAUGCCCUUGGAUGCAGUCUGUAUGUACGUCAUAGGAGAGAAAGAGUAAAAGCAUUGGAUUGGGUGGGUGUGGUUGUGUUGUUUUAUUCAUCUCUGUGCUUUUUCUUGAUCGGUCGGUUGGUUGGAUCGAAUCGGUGGGUCACAGGUACCUCCGUACACACCCAUAUGAUAUGCCCUCACUGUCUGUCUGUCUGUUGUGUAUUAGCCAUACCCAGGCCAUUUGUUCCUUCGUGUACACAUACUUACUACACACACUGCGUUGCUGCCCAGCCACUUGCAUUACAUGUGCGUGUCGUGUGUGUUGUGUGUGUUGUGAGCGUGUGUGUGUGCGUUCGUGUGUGUGUGUGAUCCUUACGUACGUGCGACUGCGCCCGUCUGUGGGUGUCGUGUCCAUGCGAUGCGUCUGUGUGUGUGCCGUGCGGACUGGCAUGUGUGUGCUCUGUGUUCGAUGCCUGCCGUCGAGUGGUGCAUGUGCGUGUGUUGUGUGCAAGCAUGUGAUGUGUGGGUGGACGGACCCUCGCAAGAGCGAGCGGACUCAAACCGAUCGUCCGAAAAACAGUCCAUCGGUCUGCUGCAC